Alosa alosa (allis shad) is the source of this 2956-nucleotide messenger RNA. RefSeq names its product grainyhead-like transcription factor 3 (gene grhl3). The coding region runs from base 137 to 1834 and encodes 565 amino acids. Gene Ontology annotation, biological process: regulation of transcription by RNA polymerase II. Gene Ontology annotation, molecular function: RNA polymerase II cis-regulatory region sequence-specific DNA binding; DNA-binding transcription activator activity, RNA polymerase II-specific. The record is from RefSeq and is a predicted model, not a curated record. Lineage: Eukaryota; Metazoa; Chordata; Actinopteri; Clupeiformes; Clupeidae. The transcript is spliced from 15 exons. Gene Ontology annotation, cellular component: nucleus.
UGCCGUGGCGAGACCUUACCUGCAUCACCUGAGCUCAGACUGACAGACACUCGCCAACACACACACACACACGGACACACUAACCAGAGGAAAACACUUCUGAAGGAAUUUAUACCUGACCUCGCCAGGAGGAGAAAUGACUAAAGAAAAUGAGACUUUGAUGGUACUGCAGAACGAGAGCUUCAACUACUCCCGCUACACAGACAGCUACCUGAUGGACUCGUGGGGCUACGCCGACGCAGACCUGACCAAGACCAAAGAGGACCUGACGGCCUUCUCCUUCCUCUACGAGCAGUGCAAGCCUCCCAAGGAGCAGAGACUGACUGCAUGCAGCAGAGGCAGCAGUUUCUACAAGCCAGAGAGGACCGUUGGUGCCUCCUCCCCUGAGCUCAUCUCUCUAGAGAGUCCGGCCCAGAUCAUGAAGCUGCUGACCCACAACAUUUCCGCCACCCAACCACAGGAAGUGCUGGACAGGAAGCUGUCCCCGCUGUGCCCCCCCAAGCAGACCUCCCCCGUCCCUCAGACCUAUGUCCAGCCCACCGUCGCCGAGAGUUACGACAAGCAGGUCAUCAACACCAUCUUCGACAGCCUGCUGCAAGGGACAUACCAAGAGGGCCCCACGGAAGCAACGGCGUCCUACAGCGAUCCCUUUGUGGGCCAGACCAGCCCUGGCUACUCUGAGUCCUACACCAACUCACCUCCAGAGAGAUUCAGGAAAGAUUUCCAGUUCGUCCUCGGGGCACCUCAGGCCUCGCAGCACAAGACUUCGGAGAUGCCCAUGGUGUACCUGAACAAGGGCCAGUUCUACCCCAUCACCCUGAUGGGAGUGGACAGCAGCGCUGGGCAGCCCAUGGGCAGAGUCAAGACGGUCAUCAUGGCAGUGUUCGAGAACGACAAGAGCCCAGAGGUGCAGCUGAAGUGCUGGAAUCACUGGCACGCCAGGCAGCCGACGGUUAAGCAGAGGGUCAUUGAUAUUGCUGACUACAAAGAAACUCUCAGUGGCAUCAGCGAUGUGGAGGAAGUGGCGUUCAACGCUCUGUCUUUCGUCUGGAACACUAACGAGGAGGCCAAGGUGUUCAUCGGGAUCAACUCGCUGAGUACGGACUUCUCCGCUCAGAAGGGCGUGAAGGGCUUGCCACUCAACCUCCAGAUUGACACCUAUGACAUCAGCACCGGCACCAACACACUCAUCCACCGCGCCGCCUGCCAGAUCAAAAUCUUCUGCGAUAAGGGAGCGGAGAGGAAGAUGCGAGAUGAGGAGAGGAAGAGGAGCAAGAGAAGGCUGAAGAAUGACUCCAGCAACGCCAAACAGGGCCAUGUGAGCAGCUCCGUCGGAGCAGACAGCACCUGCCUCAUGCCGCUGGACGAUCAUGUGACCCAGCCCGUGCUCUUCAUCCCAGAGGUGCACUACAGCAACCUGCAGCGCUGCGGCAUGGCCUCCUCGGUGGUGGUGGAGGAUGGUGACUCCCGCGGAGUUCUGAAGAGGGUCAGCUGCUACCCUGAGGGGGGCGAGAGGACCAGCCCUCCCCCCAGCAAAGUGGCACGACGAGAGGAGUCCCAGAGAGUUCUGCUGUACGUGAGGAAGGAGACAGAGGAGGUGUUUGAUGCCCUCAUGCUGAACAGCCCCACGUUGAAAGGCCUGCGAGAAGCCAUUUCAGAAAAGUAUGGUGUGCAAGAGGACACCAUUGGGAAAAUCUUCAAGAAAUGCAAAAGAGGAAUCUUUGUCAACAUGGACGACAACAUCAUCGAACACUACAGCAACCACUCGGCUUUCCUGAUCAACAUCUCCGAGGUCAUGAUGGGUCACUUCCACAUCACCCUCACCGAGCUCUAGAAGGUCCGCGCCGCUGCUGGAAGCUUGCGAUGCGCAUUUCGCUCGCUCUCUCUCUCUCUCCAGCUGUUCUGCCAGCCAUCGCAGGAGACUUGAAGCACUGCCACCACACUGAGAGACUCUUGGGUAGAAACGCGUCUCCAUGGAAACAAGAGAAGCAGGAACUAUAUUUAAACGAGCAGACCCAGCAUGAGCUUGUGAAAACUGCCAGACAUUGCCUCUGUAAAUACCUCUCUGUUUACCUUUAUAAACUUUUAAUAUUAUUUUAAUAUAACAAGUAUUUUAUAAUACGAGCAUUUAUGGUGAAUAUGAUGGAUAUUCUGUAAAUAUUUAUUGUACAUAGAAGUUGAAAAUGACAACGAAGUUGAACGUGACAGUGGAGAAUCUGAGAGUUAUUUUGCAACAGUGAUUUGCUUUGCAGAUGAGUUUGCUAUUUCAAUAUAAUGUAUUCAACCAAACCUUUUCACAUUUUAUUCAGCUGCUUUCAAUGUAUGCAUCAUUUCUUUUCAAGUGUACUGAGCCCUGUGGUCUCAGCAUUUUAAUGGCAUUUUAAACGGCAUGCUUUUCAUUGAGCCCCAAUGGCCUGAGUUACAUUUUUAUUUUUAGUUUGAAUUUUUUAUAUAUUUGUGCUUUUUUGUGCUUUUAUAUACACCACUCACAUUCGCCCGUUGUAGUCGGCAACCAGUUAGUUUCACAUCUGAAUUCGUUGACGCGUCGCGUUUGUUCAGCCGAGACAUUUUCAGACUCAGUCACACAUUUCCACCCCCACGACGGCCAUCACAGACUGCAGGCUGGCCCGGACCAGGCCCAGAUCCACGCCGCAUGCCAGCCGCAUGCGGCCCGGUCCAGUCUGAGAUGCAUCCUCCAGUGUUUCCUACACAAAGACGCGACUGCGGGCGCUGCCUCCUGUGCCACCCCACACAUUUCGAGGUGCAGGGCUCCCAACUCUGCUAUUUCCUGGUCGUGUUUGUGUGGGGUAAAGGUUGUAUAUCUUCAUAAGGACAUUUCAAUGCUUUGUAUCGCUGUAAGACAUGUUGUGUGUGGAGCUUCGAGGCUUCUUCCUCCUUUUUUACCGACUCCUGUUGUCCUGUUUUUGAAAGAAAAUAAAAAUCCUUUUUUUUGUGU